AUGGCAUUGAGCACUUACUUCAACUUGGACUUUCAGCAAACUCCUAGCUCUUUCCUUGAAGCAACACCAACACUUAAUUUACCACAACACCACCUCUUUGCUUAUCCAGAUGAAAAUUUCUUCUUUCCAAAUAGCACUUUUGUUGACCAUGAUGCAAGUUUCCUCUACCCUGCAGAUGAUAUCUACUACCCUCCUCUGUUUCAGUGCAAUUCUUCUGCUUAUGACCCCACCAAUUGCAAUAUCUCACUCUCUGACAAUGAUAUUGUAUUUCCAUUCCUAACUCAAGAUGAUUACCAAAACCUCCUUCCAUGUCCAAAGCGCCAAAAGUGCUUCUUCAAUGACAAUUAUGGCCUUGUGCCAACCAAUUUGUUUGAUUCCUUGCAAGCAGAGGAACCGCCACUAUCAGAAGCAGAGCUUUUCUAUGCAAUGGCGCCAGAGUUCCAAAUUCAACAACUUCCACAGUGUGGUAAUUUUGUGGCAAAUAAUGAUGAGAAUAAGAAGAGUAAGGAGAACGAGAAAAUCAUAUCUGCUCAGAGCUUAGCAGCAAGAGAAAGAAGGAGGAAGAUCAGUGACAAAACACAGGAGCUAGGGAAGAUUGUUCCUGGUGGGACUAAGUUGAACACUGCUCAGAUGCUGAAUGCAGCUGGCAAAUACAUUCAGUAUUUGCAGGCUCAAGUUCAGAUGCUUCAACUUAUGAACACACUCCAAGAAGAAGAGGAGGUAGCACUAGCACCUUCAAUUGAUGAAGAUCUUCAGGCACUGUUUGUCUCACCCUUGAUUCAAGAGAAGAUGUACUUGGAGGAGAAGUGCUUUGUUCCAAAAGACUUUGUUACCACUUUAACAAAUCUUGAUAAUCUUCAAUCAAGUCCUUCCAUCCUUCAAGAUCUUAAUCAGUUGAUUGGGACUUGUCACAAUAAGAAGAAAGCAAAGCAAGAGUAAUUAAACUGCCCAUGAUCUGUUGUAGUGUUCUUGUUAGCCCAAUUUUUUAGCAUUUUUUCUUCGAUUAUGUAAUUUUUUUGAAAGAUUCGAUUAAGUAAUUGCCAUCUUCUAAUUGGCAUU
Messenger RNA from Lotus japonicus, 1059 nucleotides. Its product is annotated as transcription factor bHLH52-like. Gene Ontology annotation, biological process: regulation of DNA-templated transcription. The transcript is spliced from 2 exons. NCBI's taxonomy places the organism in Eukaryota, Viridiplantae, Streptophyta, Magnoliopsida, Fabales, Fabaceae. The record is from RefSeq and is a predicted model, not a curated record. Gene Ontology annotation, molecular function: DNA-binding transcription factor activity; protein dimerization activity. The coding region runs from base 1 to 939 and encodes 312 amino acids.